Sycon ciliatum is the source of this 1670-nucleotide messenger RNA. Its product is annotated as transcription factor SPT20 homolog. The record is from RefSeq and is a predicted model, not a curated record. The transcript has a single exon. Lineage: Eukaryota; Metazoa; Porifera; Calcarea; Leucosolenida; Sycettidae. The coding region runs from base 209 to 1321 and encodes 370 amino acids.
GUGAGUGAAGGGACGAUCACCUUCACUUCUCUUGCUGCUAUUCAUCUCACAUUAAGAUGAGUGAAUGCCCUCUAUUAGUUGAAUGGGCCACAUUUGAAGAACAUUGUCGACUGGUGAACACUUCAGUUAGAAUGAAACUCUUGCAGAAACUGAACAUAACCCACUCACUGAAGUUUCAUUUUGUUCGUUAGGAUUCUGCUUUGUAGAGAUGUCGUCCAUCGGAGAUCGGGAAGCCGUAGAGCAGGAUUUCGGCGAGCCGGACGACCAACAGCCGGACGACCAACACCAGGAUGAUCAAAAGCCAAACAGCCAAGAGGUGGAACUCAAAGCCGAAAACCAGCCAUGCUGUGAUUCCCAAGAACAGCAUGGUAAAGAGCAUCACGUUCAAAAUCGGGCCAGCCAACAGCCAGAUGCCGAACAGCCGGACGCCCAACAGCUGAAUACUCGGUGGAGGGACGCUCAAGCUCCACAGCGGGCACCCUCGGAUUUACAAACGCAACACAACGUGAAGAGUGACACCCAAGAGAGGCACGCUCCCAAGCUGGGUGGCCGAGAGAGGAACCUCCCGCCAUGGGACAGCCACUCACUCUCCCCAAGGCCAUUCGGCCUAGACCGGGACACCCCAGAGGAUCUAACCCAAGAACCGGACACCCGCGAACGAGAACCACUAUGCAAGCAGUUUGCCCAAAUGCAGCUCGACCAAGCACGGCACCCCGAAGAGAGGCUCGCCGCUGACCGAGAGUCAGUUGACAGAGAGGGGGUCCGCAUAAGACGUCUCCCAGGGGAUCGACAGCCCCGAGCGCAACGUUUUCCAUACCAACCUGCACAGGAGCCGGGAGUUGUCCAAACCGACCGACGGCAAGGAUGUGAUCCUCAACUGCGGCAACGCCAAAAGGUGGAGCGGGACAUCCAAUUUCAAGAGGCGGCAAUCGGGCUAUCGCGGGCAAUGGGGUUAGAUCGACAGAUCCAGCAGUAUGAGCAGCAGCUCCAACAGAGGAAGGAGCUCAACGAACUGCAAAGACGGCAUGUCCCACAGCAGGAUGUCCUACAGGAGGAUGUCCAACAGCGAGGCGUCCAUCAGCGGAAUGUCCAACAGCGGGAGCGGAUCGUCAAACAGAGAGAGAUUGCCGUCGAAAAGUGGCAGAUGAAGGUUCAUCAGCGAGAGCGGAUCGUCGAACGACGAGAGAGUACGGUUGAGUUGCGGGAGGGGAUGGUCGAACAGCGGGAGAAAGCCCUCCAGGACCAGGAGGUGAUGCGCCUACGGAAGGAGCAAGAGGAGAGCUCCAAGAGCGAGUCGAGUAAAACACAAGGACCGGAAUAAGAAUUUACUGAAAAAAUUGGUCCGUUUGUUCUACUUUCUUUGACAUGCAGGCCCAAAAAUCACGUCACACAUAACUUUAUAAUGUCAUGUACUCAAGUAUGAAUUUCCAGCAAUGUUUAAUAACGUUUUACACAUUCUACCCCCCCCCCUCGUCUCAAUUGUUUUGUUCCUUUGUUGUCCAGACACGAAAGCCGUGUACUUCUUGUGUGACGUGUUGCCUUCGGAAACACGCUCGGAAUCCUCUGCCAAGUCCGAGACGAACUGUAAGGGUCGUCUGAACAACUACAUGUACGACAAUGUGUCAUGCAAAACAUGUGUACUGGUGCUGCGUUUGGGUGCAUGGUUGCAU